UCUAUAUUUUGUUUUCAAAUAAGUAUCUUUUGUAUUCAUAACUUAGCGUUUCGAUUUCAAGCAAUUGAUUUUCUGUUUGUUGAGCACUAAACUACUUCUUUCUCUGUUUUAACUUUUGUGAUAUAGUCGACUCGAGACGGGAUUUGAGAAGAAAUAAAAAAGACUACUUUUGUAUAUGUGACAAGUCCUUCCCAAAUUAAAGUAAAACUAUUGCCAAAUGUAGAAAUGAGUUAUUCUUUUUUAAACAACGGAGGUUAUAGCUUACAAAUUUCGUAUGUGGGUGAGAUUAUUGGAAGAUUUGAGAAGAAGGGUUUCUAUUUGAAAGGGUUGAAGUUUAUGACCGUGGAUCGUGCUUUUGCUGAAAAGCACUACGCAGACUUGUCUGCAAAGCCUUUCUUCAAUGGGCUUGUCGAUUACAUUGUGUCUGGCCCCGUUGUGGCAAUGAUCUGGGAGGGUAAGGGCGUAGUUUCAACUGGCAGGAAGCUCAUUGGAGCAACAAACCCCUUGGAGUCUGCUCCUGGAACCAUUCGUGGUGAUUACGCCAUUGACAUUGGAAGGAAUGUUAUUCAUGGAAGUGAUUCAGUUGAUAGUGCACAGAAGGAAAAAGAUCUUUGGUUCCCUGAAGGUAUUAAUUGGUGGCGUCCCAGCCAACACUCUUGGAUCUAUGAGUAAAAAGUUUUAUGACUACAACUAUAACUCUAUUGAUGGCUUCUGAGUGUCUGUUGUACUUGUAGCGUAUGGAUUUUGAUGACUGUGAAGUGAGUGUAGUAAGUUUUGGUGUUUCAGAUUUUGUACUUUAAUUCCGUGUCAAGGAGACUAAUUAUGUCUAAUUCUUCAAGUUUAUCAUCUAUAACUUCACAGUUGUCGCUUGGAGUGUAUUGCUGCGGAUUGUUAUGAAUGUCGAAGACCCUAAUGUGGCUCUGUUUAUUUGUUUA
Molecule: messenger RNA, 935 nt
Organism: Nicotiana attenuata
Lineage: Eukaryota; Viridiplantae; Streptophyta; Magnoliopsida; Solanales; Solanaceae
Product: nucleoside diphosphate kinase 1-like
Exons: 4
Coding region: 226-672 (148 amino acids)
Biological process (GO): CTP biosynthetic process; GTP biosynthetic process; UTP biosynthetic process
Molecular function (GO): nucleoside diphosphate kinase activity
Source: RefSeq, a predicted model, not a curated record